GUGAUGUCAUAACGCAAACAGCGCUGCGCGAGUCGCGAUUUCAGCGUCCUUUCCUUUCACGCAGGACAACGCGCACGCGCUGUGUUCGCACAUUCAGACCAAAUCCGAAAGUCGUCCAAAGGAAGGCGAUAGAAUGGCUAUAGAAAAAGAAUAUCAGAAGCACAUAUCCAGACUGCCACAAAUCCCCCUCAUCUGCAGAGGUGGGUAUUUGUAAACCCCCCUAAAUCUCCAUUUGGAGGAGGUCGCAAUGACUAUGCGAUCCACUGUGUUCACAAGUGAAGGACACAGACUGGACGCAAGCCUGAGCACAAUCCACAACAGUGCAAAUCAUCAGCACCUACGCAAAGCAAAGUUCAGCCAUCAGAGUGCAUCGUCCUGUCCCGACCCAUCUUCAGCAGGAGGCCACAGACAAGAGGAGAACUGGGAGACACUGGGGUUCUUGACACUCCCAUCUACCAAGCAGAUGGGGGCCGAAGGUUCCCCGGUUAAGAGCAAAUCACUGUUUUGUCCGGCCAAUCACAACCACGUGGAAAAGAUGGAUCCCAUGGCAUCAAAUGGCAGCAGCCAGCGGAGAGACGGAGUGGCUGUCCCUUCACCAGAAAACAGCCCUGAUGGGAAGCGUUGGAAUGUGAGAAAAGGCUCCGGACUCGUGGACACGCAGACCAGCUGCAUCCGACAGAUCCUGCUGCUGCAACUGGAACUGAUCGAGCAGCAGCAAAAGCAACUUCACAACAAGAACAAAGAGAUCGAUGAUCUCAAGGCUGAAAAAAACAUGCUAAUGGCACGGAUUGAACGCAUGGAACACAGACUACAGACGGUGAGAAAAGAUGGAGAUUCUCGUCCCUCUCAGACGCCUCGUCGAAAAGAGUCUGAGGCGAAGACGGCCUCCUCAAAUGAGGGCCAGCAGGAGAAGCGGGUUGACGCCCCAAAACAAGAGCGCUGUGACAGAGCAGGAAGAGACACGAAAAGGAGGUUACUUUUCCAGGACUCCAGGAAGGGCAGGACGAGACGUGGACAGGCCAAGUCACCACCACCAUCACCACCACCCCAGGAGGGCCCAUCUCCAAAAGAGGAACCUCAGGACGUGAGUUGCUCUGGAUCACAGGCGGAGGACCAGCCUUACAUGACAACCACUGAGACGUGUCGUUGCCAUCAGCCACCUCCGUCGCCAUGGGGAGACUCUUCCCCCGUGCACGAGGACACCGUUCCAGUUCCGUCCUGGCGAGAGAGCAUCAUAGAGCCUCUGGGGCAGAAAGAGGCCUCGGACAUCCCUGAGUGUCUGGAUGACAGUGUCUUUUUGAAGCGGCACUCAAAGCUUGAACUUGAUGAAAAGAGAAGAAAAAGGUGGGAUAUCCAGCGUAUUCGUGAGCAGAGGAUGUUUCAGCGUCUACAGCAGAGGAUGAAUAAAAGGAAGGUGGUUCAGGAGAGUGAACAAGAGCGGUGCUCCUUACAUCCAAAUCCUGAAGAUGUGGAGUCUAUUAUGGUAACACCCUUCUUGCCAACGGUGGCUUGUGGAAAACCUAUCCCUAACCUAAAAGAGGAAAAUUUUGAGUUGCCAUUGGUGGAGGAACGUAGCCGCUGCCGCAGUGAGGUGAUCAAGAAAAGGACGCCACAUCGGAGGUGUCGCAAAUGAAACCAUCUUCAUAUGCAAAGCAGUGAUGACACGCACCUCUCACCACAGAGUCAACAGGAAUCCGCUUCAUUUAUACGCCCUGUGUGUUGAAGCAAAAUCUUGGCCAUGUACUCUUAUCUCUUCUUGGACUUAAUCACUAGAUUGCACUUUGAAUAUUUUGAGGCAGAUUGUGGGCUGGCUUGGAUAUUGCCCCGGCUUGGCAUCUAUAAGAAACGGUUUUGUAAUGUCUGAGAAAAAGUCUUUCAUCCAUGGUCAUGGUGGCCUCUACAGUGUUGAUUGUAACACUCACGUGGUCAUGCUUACGUUAUAUCUCGCGAUUAACUUUAGCAAUAUGGACCAAAGCUUUUACCAUAACCCAUCUGCUAUAUAUAUUAAACCAUGGUUGCAGAAAUACAUUUUUUUUGUCAGUUGCGGUCGGGUUGCUCAGUCAUAAAAAAAAUUGAACAUGGUUGAAAGUCAUUGAAGCAGCAUUUAUUGUAACAGAAAGCUCUGUUAAAAAAUGUGUAAGAUAUUUAAAGCUAAAGAAAUUUUCAAAUAUUAAAACAAGUUGAGAAACGG
This is a messenger RNA of Triplophysa rosa, 2191 nucleotides long. It is a transcript of the gene msl1a, whose product is annotated as MSL complex subunit 1a. The record is from RefSeq and is a predicted model, not a curated record. Bases 248 to 1633 code for a protein of 461 amino acids. NCBI's taxonomy places the organism in Eukaryota, Metazoa, Chordata, Actinopteri, Cypriniformes, Nemacheilidae. The transcript has 9 exons. Gene Ontology annotation, cellular component: MSL complex.